Molecule: messenger RNA, 1193 nt
Organism: Mucor mucedo
Lineage: Eukaryota; Fungi; Mucoromycota; Mucoromycetes; Mucorales; Mucoraceae
Exons: 6
Coding region: 39-1052 (337 amino acids)
Cellular component (GO): mitochondrion
Molecular function (GO): electron transfer activity; flavin adenine dinucleotide binding
Source: RefSeq, a predicted model, not a curated record
CAGGUUUAUUUAUUUUUUCUUGUUAUUAUUUAAAAAAUAUGUUUGCUUCUACACGUAUUGCCCUUAGAGCAGGACUUGCUCAACGUUUCUAUGCAACUGGUGCAGGAGCCAACACACUUUUAUUUGUUGAACAUAAGGAUGGACUCAUUGGAGGAGCUACUUUAAAUGCUUUAACCGCUGCUAGUCAAUUAGGUGGUUCCGUUACUGCCUUAGUUGCUGGUGAUGCCCCUGAAGCUGUUGCUCAACAAGUUGCCAAGUUAGCUGGUGUUUCCAAAAUCUUGACUGCUAAAGACGCUGCCUAUGCCAACAAUUUACCCGAGGAUAUUGCUCCUCUUCUUGUGGCUGCUCAAGCUCAAUUUGGCUUCACUCAUUUAUUGACUGGUCAUACCGCUGUUGGUAAGAACAUCUUUCCUCGUGCUGCUGCCUUGAUGGAUGUUGCUGCUGUCUCUGAUAUCACUGGUAUUGAAGCUGAAGAUACUUUUGUUCGUCCCAUUUAUGCCGGUAAUGCUAUUGCUACUGUCAAGUCUGGUGACAAGAUCAAGGUAGUUACUGUCCGUGGUACUGCAUUUGAAGCUGCUGCUUCUUCCAACGAAUCCAGUGUUCCUGAAGAAGCUGCACCUACUGCUGAAAAGCCCUCUUUGACCCAAUGGGUCAGUGAGGAGAUCCAAAAGAGUGAUCGUCCUGAUCUUGGUACUGCUAAGCGUGUCAUCAGUGGUGGCCGUGGUAUGAAGAAUGGUGAAAACUUCACCUUGUUGUAUGAUUUAGCUGACAAGAUUGGUGCUGCAGUCGGUGCUUCCCGUGCUGCUGUUGAUGCAGGAUUUGUUGACAAUUCCUUGCAAGUUGGUCAAACCGGUAAAAUUGUUGCACCUGAACUCUAUGUUGCUGUUGGUAUCUCUGGUGCUAUUCAACAUCUUGCUGGUAUGAAGGAUUCCAAGACCAUUGUUGCUAUUAACAAGGAUGCCGAUGCACCUAUUUUCCAAGUAGCUGAUUAUGGACUUGUUGAGGAUUUAUUCAAGGCUAUUCCUGAAUUGACCGAAAAGAUUGCCAAAUAAAAUAAAAAAACCCCUAAAUAGAUGAUUCGCCGUUCCAAGGGUUGGAAAAAUGAAACUCUAAGGGCCCUCACAAGCAACAAAAUUAUUUUUUUAAAGAUCCCGAUUAAGGACUUUAUUAUUAUUUUUUUUUUUUUUUUUUUU